Molecule: messenger RNA, 2603 nt
Organism: Lontra canadensis (Northern American river otter)
Lineage: Eukaryota; Metazoa; Chordata; Mammalia; Carnivora; Mustelidae
Gene: LETM1
Product: leucine zipper and EF-hand containing transmembrane protein 1
Exons: 14
Coding region: 221-2443 (740 amino acids)
Biological process (GO): intracellular monoatomic cation homeostasis
Cellular component (GO): mitochondrial inner membrane
Molecular function (GO): calcium ion binding; ribosome binding
Source: RefSeq, a predicted model, not a curated record
GGCUGCCCCGCCCCGCGCUGCCGGACGCUGUGCCGGGACAUGGCUGCCGCCGGUGCCGGGUCCUUGAGCUGAGCGCCCGCCGCCGGGAGCCAACCGUCGCCUUCAACCGUCCGCGCGGGCGGGCCGAGGCGCCGGCGGGCGGGCGGGCGAGCAGCCGCAGCCGCCGCGCAGGAGGAGGAGGCAGCAGCAGGAGGCCCGAGCGGCCGCCGCGGCUGGGCACAUGGCGUCCAUCUUAUUGAGGAGCUGCUGCAGCUGGGCGCCCUCUCGCCUCCCGCCGCCCCGCACCGCCGCCCCGAGGGGUACUCUGAGAGAUCGUGCCUGUCUCAGCUGUGCCAACACCGUGGGGCUGAUAAGCCACCUGAUCGUGCCAUUUCACUGCCGCACUCCUGUCCACCCCGUGCACCUUUGCUUCAAAGCCGAUCCCCGUGGCUACUGGACUCUGAGGCCUGAGCGCACGUGCUCAGCAGCCAGAGCACCAUGGGCUCUCACCUCUACCAGUCUGGUUGUCCCAGGGCCACUGUUCCUUCCGUUGCGCUGCUGGCACUCAUCGGCCCCGCUGGGCGAUGACUCUGUGGUGGAGAAGUCCCUCAAGUCCCUAAAGGACAAGAACAAGAAGCUGGAGGAGGGUGGCCCCGUGUACAGCCCCCCACCAGAGGUGGCCGUGCAGAAGUCCCUGGGGCAGAGGGUUGUGGAUGAGCUAAAGCACUAUUACCACGGCUUCCGCCUGCUGUGGAUCGACACCAAGAUCGCGGCGCGUAUGCUUUGGCGAAUCCUGCACGGCCACAGCCUGACCCGCCGGGAGCGCAGACAGUUUCUCCGGAUAUGUGCUGACCUCUUUCGCCUGGUCCCCUUCCUGGUCUUUGUGGUGGUGCCAUUCAUGGAGUUCCUGCUUCCUGUCGCUGUGAAGCUCUUCCCCAACAUGUUGCCGUCUACGUUUGAGACCCAGUCCAUCAAGGAGGAGAGGCUGAAGAAGGAGCUGCGGGUCAAGCUGGAGCUGGCCAAGUUCCUCCAGGACACCAUUGAGGAGAUGGCCUUGAAGAAUAAGGCAGCCAAGGGGAACGCCACCAAAGAUUUCUCCGUGUUUUUCCAGAAGAUCCGAGAGACUGGCGAGAGACCCAGCAAUGAGGAGAUCCUGCGUUUCUCCAAGCUGUUUGAGGAUGAGCUGACCCUGGAUAACCUGACUCGGCCGCAGCUGGUGGCCCUGUGCAAGCUGCUGGAGCUCCAGUCCAUUGGCACCAACAACUUUCUGCGUUUCCAGCUCACCAUGAGGCUGCGGUCCAUCAAGGCUGACGACAAGCUGAUCGCCGAGGAAGGGGUGGACAGCCUGAAUGUCAAGGAGUUGCAGUCGGCAUGUCGGGCACGAGGCAUGCGGGCCCUCGGGGUCACAGAGGACCGUCUGAGAGACCAACUGAAGCAGUGGCUGGAGCUGCACCUGCACCAGGAGAUCCCGACGUCCCUGCUCAUCCUGUCCCGGGCCAUGUACCUCCCGGACACCCUCUCGCCCGCCGACCAGCUCAAGUCCACACUGCAGACGCUCCCAGAGAUCGUGGCUAAGGAGGCCCAGGUGAAGGUGGCUGAAGUGGAAGGCGAGCAGGUGGACAACAAGGCCAAGCUGGAGGCCACGCUGCAGGAGGAGGCAGCCAUCCGGCGUGAACACUUGGAGAAGGAGCUGCAGCGGCGCCCCGAUGCGGCGAAGGAAGUGGAGCCAGAAGUGGCGGCAGAGGCUGCCCCUGGGAGGCCUGCGGCCGAGCUGCAGCCCGGAGUGCCUGAGGUGACCCUACCGUCAGAGGCCCUGAAGGACAUGGCCCCUGUCCUAGAAGGCUUGAAGGAAGAGGAAAUAACGAAAGAGGAGAUCGACAUACUCAGCAAUGCCUGCUCGAAGCUGAAAGAGCAGAAGUCGUCCCUGACCAAGGAGAAGGAAGAGCUGGAGCUGCUCAAGGAGGAUGUGCAGGACUACAGCGAGGAUUUGCAAGAGAUCCAGAAGGAGCUUUCGAAGACCGGCGAAGAAAUCUAUGUAGAGGAGUCGAAAGCCAGCAAGAGGCUGACAAAGAGGGUGCAGCAGAUGAUCGGGCAGAUCGAUAGCCUGCUUUCACAGCUGGAGGCGGGCCAAGAGGCUGGCAGGCUGGGUCCCACCGCCGAGCAGCCACCUGCAGGGGAGACUGUCAUCAGCAUCGCUGAGCUCAUCAGUGCCAUGAAGCAGAUCAAGCACAUUCCAGAAAACAAGCUCAUCAGCUUGGCCUCCGCGCUGGAUGAAAACAAGGACGGCAAGAUCAACAUCGAUGACCUUGUCAAGGUGAUCGAGCUGGUGGAUAAAGAGGACAUCCACAUCUCCACCAGCCAGGUGGCCGAGAUCGUGGCCAUGUUGGAAAAGGAGGAGAAGGUGGAGGAGAAGGAGAAGGCCAAGGAGAAGGCUGAGAAGGAGGCCGCCGAAGUGAAGAAUUAGGGCCUGCCCCCGUCCUGGGCACCUUGGGGCCCCUCCCGCAUUGGCCUCCGUCCCGCAGCGCCGGUUGCCGGGCCCUGCUGUGCUAGUGAAGGCUUUGAGGUGAUUCUUAGUGACAAACCUAAUAUUUUGUCUGGAAUAAAUCAGAAACUUCCAUAAUCAA